AUGACUGCACUAAUUUUUCAAAAAGAAAGAGAAAGAUAGAACUUGCACAUGACCUCCUGCAAGAGCAGAUCAGAGCCCAAACACCAAAUCCCUUAACACAAAAGGUUCUCCUUAGUCAAAUAUCAGGGCUGUACUACCCUGUUGGCCUUGUGACUCCUGCAAAGCAAAAAGAAGCUAUGUUGGUGAGAAGAGCAUUCCAGGAAGCCAAAGAUGUUCCAAACCACUUUGUGAAGGACACAUGGGAUGUACCACUUACUGAAGACCUCAGAGAAGAUGCAGUAAAGAUCUUUGAAGAAUAUGCCCAACUAGGUAGAAUCAAAUUUUUCAGGGCUCUAACCCCCUUGUGAGUUUGCAGUGAUCCUGUUGCUGUUACAUUCUCUGAUGGGAGUGAACAGAGUGAACAGGCGGCGAUGUACCUGAGGUGGAGUUCACAAGAAGGCCCAGUCAUUAGGUUGGUGGAAUCGAAGGCUAAGUUAACACCUUUGGAUCAAAAGGGUGAUGUAGUCAAAGCAGAGGUAUGUGGAGCAGUGUUUGCAUCAUGCCUGAAAACAUACUUUGAGCUUCACAGCAGGGGCGGCGUUAGGCCCGGCUACUUGGGCUGAAGCCCCGGAUGUUUUAUGAAAAGCCCCGGAUCUAAAUUGCAGAAGUAACAUGCAGUACCAAAGUCCAACAGAGAGGGAGCAGCUGGCAGUAGUUUGUAUACAGCCUGCCUGAGCCUCCACCACUGAAGAAGCCUUUCAGCAGCCGGCUUCUUCCACACUCUCUGCCGGAAACACAUGAGUGAAUAUGGACUGUUCUGUCCCAAGUAAAAGAUUAAAAAGGAUUCAUGAUAAUUUAGUGAUAAAAACGUCAUAUUUCAUUUGUGGUAAUUGAUGUUAAAAAAGAGAGUCAUUUAGUUAAAAAAAUAUUUUCUAUACAGUCAGCAUUAGUUUUUCUGUAUCUUAUUUUGAAGGAGAAAUCUGUGUUCACAAUGCAUUGUGGGAAGCAGAAGCUACAGUCAGUUGGGAAAAAACGUUGUACAGAAAGCCUGCUUAUCCGUGUUUAAACUUCAUCUCCUGUGCCCUGAAUCUUUAUAUACAUCAUCGAAAGCAAUGACUUUUCACUCAGCACUUUCAUCGAGCUAUUCAAGCCACAAUUGUAAAAGAUUGUAAGCUGUCAAGAAGACCGUAAUAAAGGAGUAAGACGCUCAGUUUCCUGGCUCAUGAAAAAUGAGUUUGGCUUGCUGUUGACCUGCGUUAACAUACACGGUGUAUCCAACACGUAGCGAUAACAGUACAGUGAAAAGUCACGUCAGCAGUUGGUGGAAGAUAAAGUAUAUGCCACAGCGAUGGAUGCCCACGGGGAGAAGGCAGAAGAAAUGGCUAACUCAGGAGACAAAGCAUCAUCAGAAGCUAGCUCUCGAUCCAAAUACUCUGGCUCCAAGCGCUCAUCUUCCAAGUUGUCCUCAAGGUCCAGUGUAUUAGAAGCAGCCAUCUUUGCAAGAGCUUCUGCUGAAGCUACAAACACCAAAGCCUUGUACAGUAAGAGACAAUUGGAAAUUAAAAAGCAGCAAGCAAACCUGGAAAUGGAUUUACAGAUAUUAGAGAUAGAAAAAAAAGCUGCAGCCGCUAAGGUAAAAGCAGAGGUCCUGGAAGCUGCCGCAGCUGUCGAACAAGACAAAGGAGAAAGUUUAAAAAGUUCAGUCCCACCACAAGUUACCAGACAGAGAACUAUGGAGUAUGUGCAACAUCAAAGCCAGCUAAAGUCACACCCGGCUGAAGAAGCAACACCUCAAGUCAAACUGACAGCAAAGGCACCAUCAUUCACUCCAAGGGAGCCAACCUGCUCUCCACCUGUACUCUCAAAAAUGUACACAGAGGAGGAAACUUUUGGCCCACCAAGAGAGUAUGUUGAACCGAAAAGUCACCAUGCUCCUCACAAUAGUGAUACACCUAUGGCUGACUUUGCUAAGUUCCUUGCACGCAGAGAGUUAAUCACAACAGGGCUCUUUAAGUUUGAUGACAACCCCGAAAAUUUUAGAGCAUGGCAGUCUUCAUUCUUAAAUGCAACUGGAGGCAUUGAUCUUACAUACAGCCAGCAGUUAGAUCUCCUAGUCAAAUGGCUCGGUAAAGAGUCCUCAGAGCAUGUUAAAAGAAUCCGGGCUGUUUAUACCAGUAGCCCCAAAGCUGCCUUCCAGUUGUCAUGGGAUAGGCUGGAGGAGUGUUAUGCUACACCUGAAGUAGUAGAGAAUGCCCUGUUUAAAAAACUGGACGGUUUUCCUCGCCUUACAAAUAGAGACAAUGUUAAACUUAGGGAACUAGGAGAUUUGCUCCUAGAGCUGCAGGUCGCUAAAGACGAAGCCUACCUCCCAGGCCUCGCUUACCUUGACUCGCCACGCGGGGUUAAGCCCAUAGUGGAAAAGCUGCCUCCAAGCUCACAAGAUAAAUGGCUCCACACUGGUUCAAAAUACAAACAGAAUUAUAAUGUGACAUUCCCUCCAUUCUCAUACUUUGUAAAGUUUGUCCAAGAGGAGGCAAAAGCGAGAAACGAUCCAAGUUUUGUGUCGUGCAGCAGCCAACCCCUCAACAAAGGUGAGAGACCACCAUUCAAACAAACUAGCUACAAAUCACCUCUAACUGUAAAUAGAACAGAGGUUGAUACAAGUGCCUCUGCUAGUAUCAGAGAGGAUGAUCUAACACGUUAUUGUCCAGUCCACAAGAAAACGCAUCCUCUAGCCAAAUGUAGAGCUUUCCGGAUCAAACCACUACAAGAAAGACAAAACAUACUCAAAGAACACAAACGAUGUUUUCGCUGUUGUUCUCCCAUGCACACAAUAAAGGACUGCGACCUGAAGGUCAAGUGUGAGGAGUGCCAAAGUGAAAAACAUUGCUCUGCCAUGCACCCUGCCACGGGUCAAAAACCCCAGCCACAAAAUGCACCUGAACCAGAGCCUCAGCUCCAUGACAACACUCUACCCAAGGUAACGUCACGAUGCACUGAGAUCUGUGGUGAAGGCUGUCCUCCGCGUUCUUGCUCCAAGGUAUGUCUAGUUCGAGUUUUCCCUAAAGGUCAACCAGAACGGUCUGUUAAGAUGUACGCCAUUCUUGAUGAUCAGAGCAAUUGCUCGCUGGCACGUCCUGAAUUCUUUGAGCUAUUUGGAAUCAAGGGUAGCCCUCUGACAUACCAUAUGAGAACGUGUGCUGGUUUAACUCAAAUGCUCGGCAGGAAAGCAGUGGGGUUCCAGAUUGAGCCUAUAGGUGAAGGCCCACGUCUAGAUCUUCCUCCUCUCAUUGAAUGUGAUGAGAUAGUAUUUAACAGAGAUGAAAUACCUACACCUGAAGUCGCUCUUGCCCAUGCCCACUUGAAACAUCUGGCUCCCCUGAUACCUAAGCGCGACCCAGCAGCCCAGAUUGCAGUUUUACUGGGCAGAGACAUCAUACAAGUCCACAAGGCACGACAACAAGUCAACGGACCCCACAACGCUCCCUUUGCUCAGCGCCUAGACCUAGGCUGGGUAAUCGUGGGGGAAGUAUGCCUCAAUGCUCACAGGCCAACGGUCAAUGCCUAUAAAACUCACGUGCUGUCUAACGGACGACCAUCUCUCCUCACUCCUUGUCCUAACAGCAUGAAGAUCAAAGAAAAACCAUGCUAUGGCGGGGAGCACAAGAGUAGCUUCUUAAAACACAGUUCAAAACUCAACGCAGCAGAAGAAAAGCUUGGAGAGAAAGUUUUUGAGCACACAGAGUAUGACAACCAGCAUGCCCUGUCCUUUGAGGAUGAGACCUUCCUUAAGAUAAUGGAAAAGGAAGUCCACCAGGAUGGAAACAAUAACUGGAUUGCUCCUUUACCAUUCAAGUCCCCUCGCUUGCCACUUCCAAAUAACAGAGACCAAGCACUGUCUAGACUUAACUCACUGAGACGCAACUUAACCAAAAACCCUCAAAUGAAAGAGCAGUUCUCAGAAUUUAUGGACAAGCUGUUUAAAAACAACCACGCAGAGAUUGCGCCACCCAUUGAUGAGAACACUGAGUGCUGGUACCUGCCUAUUUUCGGCGUAUAUCAUCCCCAGAAGCCCGGUCAGAUACGGGUGGUCUUUGACUCUAGUGCCGAGCAGUCCGGCGUGUCACUCAAUUCAGUGUUAUUAACAGGCCCUGAUCUCAAUAACACCCUCCUUGGUGUCCUGAUUCGGUUUAGGAAGGAGCUCAUUGCAACCACCGCUGACAUCCAGCAGAUGUUUUACGGGUUCCUGGUUAGACCAGACCACAGAGAUUAUUUGAGGUUCCUGUGGCACAAGGACAAUGACUUGUCAAAAGAGGUGCAGGAGUACCGCAUGCGGGUACAUGUUUUUGGUAAUAGCCCGUCACCAGCAGUAGCCAUCUAUUGUCUUCGAAGAGCCAUCCAAGAAGGUGAGGCAAAGUUUGGAGCAGACACAAGACACUUUGUCGGGAGACACUUCUAUGUCGAUGACGGGCUGAUUUCAGUUCCCACAGAGUCUGUAGCCAUCGACCUGCUCAAGCGCACAUGUGCAUCCUUAGCUGAGUCUAACCUCAAGCUCCACAAAAUCGCCUCGAAUAGUGUCACAGUCAUGCAAGCAUUCAAGCCAGAAGAUUUGGCCUCCGGCAUCAAAGACUUGAGUCUCGGCGACGAUGCUUUACCGGCCCAAAGAAGUUUAGGAAUGUGCUGGGACAUUAACACUGACUCAUUUACCUUCAAGGUAGCUGUCGAUGAUAAACCCUAUACCCGCCGCGGGGUUCUCUCAGUGAUUAAUAGCAUCUUCGACCCCUUAGGACUAGCAUCGCCAGUGACAAUCAAAGGCAGACUCUUGUUACGCAAAAUGUCAAAAGGAGUCCAAGAUUGGGAUGCUUCUCUCCCCCAAGAGGAGAUGGAUGCAUGGGAAACAUGGAAAAUGUCCCUCCAAGAUCUGAGCAGCCUCAGAGUGCCACGCUGCUAUGUACCGGCCUCCCUUUCCAAGUCCACUUACACUGAACUAUGUGUCUUUAGUGACGCCUCAAGCUGGGCUGUUGCCGCAGUUGCAUAUUUGAGAACAGUCAACGCGGAUGGACAAUGUGAAGUUGGAUUUGUGCUUGGGAAAGCAAAACUUUCACCUCAACCAGAACCCACAAUACCUCGUCUUGAGCUUUGUGGAGCAGUUCUAGCGGUGGAGAUGGCAGAGCUCAUUCUGGAUGAACUUGAUCAUAAACCAAACACUGUCAAAUUCUACUGUGACAGCAAGGUGGUUCUUGGGUACAUUUGCAACAAUUCAAAGCGCUUUUACGUCUACGUACAUAAUCGAGUUCAUCGUAUACGCCAGUCCACAUCCCCUGAACAGUGGCAUUAUGUUACAUCAGAGCAAAACCCAGCUGAUCUAGCAACCAGGUCGGUACCAGCAUCGCAGCUCAUGGACACUAUGUGGUUUAAGGGACCAGACUUCCUUUACAAACUACAUGAACCAGAGACACAUGAAUCGUUUGAGCUGGUUGAACCUGAAGUGGACUCUGAAAUCCGACAAGUUGGUACUUUCAUUACUCAGACUAAGAAGAGCGGACUCACACCAGAACGCUUCCAACGCUUUUCAAGCUGGACAUCACUGGUACGUGCCAUUGCCUUCUUAGUUCACCAAGCUCGUUCUCACUCAUCAAGCAACUCGUCAAAUCAUUCAUGUAGGGGCUGGCAUAGAUGCAGAGAACCACGCACUCCAGAGGAGUUGGAUGCCGCCAGUAACCUCAUUCUCCAGUCUGUUCAAAAGGACGCCUUUCCUGAUGAGUAUGCUGCUCUCCAAACCAGUCAAACCAUCCACAGCUCUAGCCCCAUUGUGGCCCUUGACCCCUUCUUGGAUGAAAGCCUCAUCAAGGUUGGAGGUCGCCUCAAACAUGCUUCAUUGGACCCAGCGUUAAAGAAUCCAAAAAUUCUGCCAACCAAGCACCAUGUGUCAAGGUUGAUUGUCCUACACUAUCACGCUAAGGUUGUGCAUCAAGGAAGGCAGUUCACAGAGAGUGCAGUUAGACAAGCUGGACUGUGGAUUGUAGGCUGCAAAAGACUGGUCUCAUCCAUCAUCCACCACUGCAUAACAUGCAAGAAACUCAGGGGGAAACUAGAGACUCAAAAAAUGGCAGAUCUCCCGCCUGAAAGACUUGAAACAUGCCCUCCAUUUUCAUACGUCGGGUUGGAUGUGUUUGGCCCAUGGUCAGUGGUCACUCGACGCACACGAGGUGGCGCAGCACAAAGUAAGAGGUGGGCAAUACUUUUUACAUGCAUGACUACAAGAGGUGUACACAUCGAAGUCAUUGAAUCUAUGGACACUUGCAGCUGCAUAAAUGCAAUACGCAGAUUCUUUGCAAUAAGAGGCCCAGCCAAGCAAAUGCGGUCAGACAGGGGCACCAACUUCAUCGCAGCAAGCGUGGAGCUUGGCAUGGCACAACCAAACAACAACCCUCCCGACAUUGUCAACCAUCUUCACGCCAACGGUUGCACAUGGGAGUUCAACCCCCCACAUGCGUCCCACAUGGGAGGCAUCUGGGAAAGGAUGAUUGGGGUAACUCGCCGAAUAUUGGAUUCAAUGCUCUUGCAGAACAAGCACACCCGUCUGACACAUGAGGUGCUUUGUACCCUAAUGGCUGAGGUAUCGUCCAUAAUCAACGCAAGGCCCUUGGUCCCUAUCUCAACUGACCCUUCCUCACCAUUCAUACUCUGUCCUGCGAUGAUACUGACCCAAAAGCAGGGCGUUCCUUCUCCACCAGGAGACUUUUGUGGAAAAGACUUGCUCAAAAACCAAUGGAAACAAGUGCAAGCACUCGCCAAUGGUUUCUGGAGUCGCUGGAGAAACGAAUAUCUCAACACCCUCCAAUCAAGGCGCAAGUGGCAUGGAACACACCGCAACCUUCAGUCAGGCGACAUUGUGUUGUUGAAACACAAUCAAGCACCCAGAAACGAAUGGACAAUGGCUAUUGUCACUGCGACCUUUCCAAGCCGUGAUGGGAAGGUCAGAAAGGUCGAAGUGAGGACAUCUUCCCAGGGAGUCUCAAAGACUUACCUGCGUCCCAUUUCAGAUGUUGUUGUGCUCUUAGAAAAGGAAAUGACUGAGAAAAAGUAGUGGUGGCAUCAGUAAUGCCAGGCGGGGAGUGUUCUGUCCCAAGUAAAAGAUUAAAAAGGAUUCAUGAUAAUUUAGUGAUAAAAACGUCAUAUUUCAUUUUGUGGUAACUGAUGUUAAAAAAGAGAGUCAUUUAGUUAAAAAAAUAUUUUCUAUACAGUCAGCAUUAGUUUUUCUGUAUCUUAUUUUGAAGGAGAAAUCUGUGUUCACAAUGCAUUGUGGGAAGCAGAAGCUACAGUCAGUUGGGAAAAAACGUUGUACAGAAAGCCUGCUUAUCCGUGUUUAAACUUCAUCUCCUGUGCCCUGAAUCUUUAUAUACAUCAUCGAAAGCAAUGACUGUAAGUUUAUUACAUGUUCUGGUUCUUUUAUAUGUUCAUAACAGCUGAUUUAGAGAUCGUUUUGUGAUUGUGCUUGUUCCAGGAAUUAGCCUUAUCCCAGAAACGGCUUUUGCUUAGAGCAUGGUCUAUUAACAUAGCAAUGAUGCUAGCGGCCUAAUUUGCAUAUCAGAGGAUUGUUCAAACUACUGUUUUCAUUACUUAGCAGCUGAGACUAACUUUGAAACAUGUUUUAUAUUAAUAGAUAUUUCUUUUUAUGCAUUUAUUUCACAUGUUAAAGAGCUAAAUGGUAUUUUAUUUCUGGUUUAUUUUCAGUUUCACUCAGCACUUUCAUCGAGCUAUUCAAGCCACAAUUGUAAAAGAUUGUAAGCUGUCAAGAAGACCGUAAUAAAGGAGUAAGACGCUCAGUUUCCUGGCUCAUGAAAAAUGAGUUUGGCUUGCUGUUGACCUGCGUUAACAUACACGGUGUAUCCAACACGUAGCGAUAACAGUACAUGGACAUAAGGAUGUUUUUUAGACAAAAAGUACAAAGACAGAACCACAGCUUUGAUGAUACUGGUGUUGACUCAGGUUUGUGAGCCUUAUUUGAAAAUAUUUGUUGUGCUGCUGGUUUGCCUAAAGUUAGCUUACUAUCAGGUAAAGUUGUUGGAGAAAGAAAGGGAAUAUUUGCUAUCAUCUCACACUAAACAGUAACAGGAACAAUACUCUGCCCUGAAUAUGCUUAACAUGUAGCUUCAGAUUAAAAAUUAUGUGGUGCAACACAAAUAUAUAUGAUGUUGACGUGUGUGUCAUGUGUGUGUGUGUGUGUGUGUGUGUGUGUGUGGCUGUGUGGCCCCGGCCCUUAUUCAGUCCUAAAUCCGCCCCUGCUACACAGCAGGAUCAAGGUUGGGAGAUGGUACCAUUUUGUUGAUAGCCAGACAGUCCUUGACACCAUCCAGAGGGAAAGUUAUGGUUUCCACACAUUCUUUGCCAACAGGAUUGGAGAAAUUCAAGGCAACACAAAGGUUUAAGAUUGGUGGUGGGUUCCUGGUUCCUUAAAUAUUGCAGACUUAACCACAAGAGGAGCCAAGCCUCAAGACCUGGAUGAAGAGUCUGAAUGGUAGAAAGGUCCUGUAUUUUUGACAUUGUCAGUGCACGAAUGGCCAAUCGAGUCUGCCAUAGAACUUGAAGCUACUGCUAGAGACAGUGUCACAAAACUACAAAAGAAAGCAUGUGUUGCUGUUCUAACAAGAAGUAAAGGAAGGGGAAGGCAAGAAGAGUCAAUACAGUAUCAAAACAAAGUCCAAUCAGACCUGAAACGGUCUCCUCAUCAGUCAUUAGUUCAAAACCUCAUAAACAUUAAACAUUUAAGCAAUCAUGUCCAAUUGGUCAAGACUAUUGAAUGGGUCUGGAGGGCGGUAAAAAAGUCCUUCAGAUCGAAACCAGCUGUGGAUCAAUCAAAGUGGGAGGCAGUUCCUUUGCAAGGAACUAUUUCUGUGACAGAACAAAAAGAUACUUUAACCCUUAUGUUGUGUUAGGGUCAAAACUGACCCGUUUUCGAGUUUAACUGUGUAAAAAAAUACACUUUCCUUUUUUGUCCUGGAAUGAGGCUUCAUCUAAUCCUCAGAUACACAUCUAUUUAAAUGCAGCAAAAUCAAUUUUUACAAUUUUAGUAAAUUCUAAAGGUCUAAAAAAAAAAGUUACAUCUGUGGUGUUACAGGUCCAAAAUGACCCGGCAGAGAAAACUGGCUGUUGUAUGCAUCACUUAAAAGCUGUGGGUUGUUCUGAGGAUCAAUUAUGGUCCAAUGUGCACAGUUAUGGCCCACAUCACCAACACACACGCGCGCGCACGCACGCACACACACACACACACAGUUCAAAUUAUGGUUUGUUUUAAUUGUUUCCUUUGUUUAGAUUAUGGUUAAUUCAGAACAACAUACCUGCGCUAACACAAUAUUAUUUUCAAUGUUCAGUUCAUGGUGAAUGCAGGUGCAUGUGCGCACACACAACCACACACACACAGUGUUGUUUAUCAUUGUUCAUUUUAUGGUUAAAUUAUUUGGUCAGCUGGUCUGGUGAAAUAAAAGUGGGUUUUAUGGGGGAAAAAAUUGACUUGUUGUCUUUAUCCUAUCAUUUAUAUAUGUGGGUAUGUUUUGACCUGAAACACCAAAGAUGACACUAUUGCUAAUAAUUUUAUAUAGUAAAAAAAAAUUUUUUUUGGGGGUAGGUGUACUUAUUAUUACUUAAUAUCAGUUUAUAACACAUGUAGAGUUUAUUAUUGCUCAUUCUAUAAGAAAAAGAAAUAUAUUUAGUGAAUUUAAACAGUUUUACAAUCAAAAACGAGUGGUAUAUUUUAAAAUACUGUGUCUGUGGAGCCAACUAAAAAACAAUUCACACACUGGUUCCAUUUCUAUGAAAACACACUAAGCCAGCAAUUAGCUGAAAAGCAACAUUUGAAGAAAACUGGAGAUUUUAAGCAUUUUCAAGCAUUUUUAAAUCAUGGGUCCAAAUGGACCCGCUACCACCACAGGUGUAAACAGCUUUCUAACACAGUACAAGGAUUAGGAGAUAUAUACCUUGCUGCACAACAAUGCAUGACAAUCCCAAGUACUACUACAGACAGGUUGGAUGUUUAUAGAGACCAGACCUCUGGAUUGCUAAUUUGUGGUGGAAGAGUCCAAUCCUUCAAAAAUGAUCAACUUGGAGUUCCCAUUCUGCCUUAUGAUGCUUGGGUUUCUACCUUGUUAGCCCGUAAAGCUCAUAACAAGACUACUAACAAAUAAAUUGAGGUUUCUCAAACCAAGAAAAUGAAAAGGGAACAUACAGAAGAAAACUUAUGUUAUCUGCCCCUUUUUAACUAAAAUGACAUUUUUACAAUUAAAUAACAAUAAUUAUAAAUUAGCCUAUACAAAAUAAUUGCUCGACUGGUUAGCUGACUUGAGUUCAAUUUGUAAAGAAGAAAGAGAAAAUUAAUAGUAAUAAUAACAAUUCAAAAAGCUAAAGGAUUUUUGCACAUAUACCUAUUCAUACAUGCAUACAUUAAAGUGCAUCACAUACCCAUAUGCUCGCACAUACUUCAUCUAUACAUAUCCAUAUAGACAUACACACGUAUCCACAUAUACACAAGUCCUCAGAAGCGAAAAUGCUUUUAAAAGGGAGGGAGAAGUACUAACUCUCGCUGCAGGCGUGUUGUGUGAGAGUGCAGUUAUUUACUGGUUAAUAUAUUUUUGGGUUCAGUUGCUUUCAUGUGGCCUAAUGUGAGUCUAUUUGGGAUCAUUGGAAUGAUCAGCAGCAUUUCUUGAUGUGACUUUAUGGCAGUCGCCCAGGGCAUCAUCACAAGGAGGAUGGCAUUCAUUUACUUUUGUUUUAUUUGGUAUUUUUUCAGUCAUUUUUGGAAAUAGUGAUUAAUUUUGAUUAAUUCACAGCCUAUGUUUAAUUACAUUUAAAAAUUAGUUUGACAUCCCCAGUUAUAAUAAA
Messenger RNA from Nothobranchius furzeri (turquoise killifish), 10857 nucleotides. RefSeq lists its product as uncharacterized. NCBI's taxonomy places the organism in Eukaryota, Metazoa, Chordata, Actinopteri, Cyprinodontiformes, Nothobranchiidae. Gene Ontology annotation, biological process: DNA integration. Gene Ontology annotation, molecular function: nucleic acid binding. The record is from RefSeq and is a predicted model, not a curated record.